AUGACCCAGAUCAGGGCCGAUGCUGCACUUCUUGCAGAGGCAAAUGGCCACCGUGCUCGUGAUCAAGAUGCUUCAGAGUUCCCCGAGGUCUCAUUCAACUCAACACUAACCGACGACCAGGACAUGGACUUGGCCGUGCCAGCGUUCUUGGAAGCAUCCACCUCCGACCUUCUUCCUGUGGAGCUAAGCAAUGGUGACAACAACGCUUCAUCGAAGUACACCACUUCACAAGUAUACGCCGACGCCGAUGGCCCCUCGCAGUCUAUGAAGCCGGCCAGUUCGCACAAGGCCAAGCAGCCCAGCAAUGGUCACCUCAUCGAACAGGAUCACCACAAGUCAGGCAGCCUACUCACCACCAUCGACGAGACUUCCGCAGCUAGCGCUUCCUCCUACGCAUACGUAGACCCCUAUCGCUCCUCAGCAAACGGCUACGUUCAUCACGAUAGCAGCCGACCCUACGGCGGGCAUGUACGAGUCGAUCGGGCAGACAUGGACGAAGCACCGUACUCACCAAGCACCUACCCACCAACGAGCGAAGAAGACUCGGAAGCAAAGCGCGUGCAGCAGAACUUGGAACGCUGGGCAGCUGAAGAGCGACAAAGACGCAAAGCGCAACGCUCAUCCAAGAUCCUGUCCAAUCGCAAUUCGACCAUAUCUAGUGGCCGUGGUCUGACACAACGUCUAUCCAUACUGCGCUCCGCUGGCUUCAACAACACCAAGACCAACAACCUUGGCGCCGGACCUUCCUCCGAGAGACUAGCAGAUGGUCCUGGUGCAGAUCCCAGCAUUCCAUACAACUCCAACAUGGGAGACCAAAGCAGGGAUUCGACUGCUCGACGAGGGUCAUUGACUUCAUCUACGCGUGGCGUCCAAGGCUUGCAACGAUCUCCCAGCUCGUCGUCAUUUGAUAGCUCGCAAUCGCUCGGCUCACUGGUGUCUGACGAUCAUCGUCCAAAUCGAAAACUUCCACCCAUCGGCUCACGCGUGACCUCUGCAAAUCAUGCAAGGGAUGGCAGCGGAGGCAGUUCAAGGUCGUUCAACGGAGCUGGCUCUGCUCGCUUGAAUGGAAGUGCGCGCGAUCCCUUCCGUGAUCCUUCGGACCGAAGCGCUGGUGAGACAUCCCUCGAUCUCUCACGCAAGCGUUCGUCUCUCCGACCCACACCGACUGCUUCGCGGCCGAUCGUGGCCGUCGGGCGCGCCUCCAGCAUUCAGCGGAGAGCACUGGAAUCAAGUUACAAUUCAAAAGGAAAAGGAAAGGGCCAAUCGAUGCCAACCAUUGUCGCGACAGACACUGAGGCUGAUGCGGACGAGUUGACUUCAUGGCGUCCAGAGAACCCUUUUGCCUCUGUUGAAAAUCACCAUCGGGGCAAAGCCGCAAUCUCGACAACGAUACAUCAGGGAGGACUGGAUGAGGAAAUGGCAAUGGAGAUAGCUGGGCGAGGAGCAAGAGGCCUAGAUGAUCAUGGCGACUUGGGCGAGAGCACGCUCGAUUCGGACAAUGUGAUCCGAUCACAGCCAACAAGAACAUCAACAAGCAGCUCAAAGUUCAGAGAGCUCGGCAUCACAGAAGGCGAAGACUGGAUAGAGACAAUGGGCAGAACUAUGGGCAAGACGCAAAGCAGCCGGAAGAUGCGUGUCACAGAACACGCACAGGAACGAGAAGAGGCUCGCAAGCCGUGGUGGACUGAACUUCUAUGUGGAUGCCAACAUGAUUAUGACGAUGACGAACAGGCUGGUCGCACAAAUCCUAUGGAAUAG
Ustilago hordei is the source of this 1758-nucleotide messenger RNA. RefSeq lists its product as uncharacterized. NCBI's taxonomy places the organism in Eukaryota, Fungi, Basidiomycota, Ustilaginomycetes, Ustilaginales, Ustilaginaceae. The record is from RefSeq and is a predicted model, not a curated record. The transcript has 2 exons. Bases 1 to 1758 code for a protein of 585 amino acids.